AAUCCUCUUUCACUGAACAUGGGGAAUACCGGAGUGGCAUAACAAUUGAUGUGAUUGACCCUUGCGAAUAUUGGGAAGCCUUUUAACCCAAACAGGCCCUGCUAUGGUGAGGGGUGUUAGCGAUGACGGAUGAGGAGGCGAGUUAUGAUGACUUCAUCGCCUCUCGACGAACUGGCCGCAGGAACGCCAUCCAUAUUAUCCCAGCAACCUCUGGGGCUGAGGGCCCCGCUGACCUGUCACAGAGUCUGGCACAGCUCAACAUCGACAAGUCAGGUGAUGAGGGAGAAAAGAAUAAGGACAGCCAGGACUCUGCAGCUAAAGAAGAGGAGGCGAAAGCUGAGGGCAGCUAAACUCACAUUCAUGGACUCAAACCACCGCCACUUUUCGUUUACCUGAUCCCUGAAGGCUAGGCCUCUCAUUGGCUGGUUGUAUCUAAUGACUUUGAACAAACAAGGCAAAAUCCUACUGCCACCAUCCCACAAUCAGGAAGUCAUUGCUAUGGCAACCACAGCUCCAUUGAGCAGUUGGGUGUGUUCCAGUUUCAUUAAAAAGAUUUAAAAUCUCAGAUACAACUGAUUCAAUUUGAAAUAUGUGUAUGUAAGUCCAAAUCAGGACAAAAGUCAGUCCAAGUCAGGACAAAACACAGGACAUCACUGUAGAUGAAGAAGUCUUCAGCCUUGUAGUGUGUGAUGCAAUAGAUGCAGGAGUUAGCUUAUUAAAAACCGGGUGUUAAGUUUUUAUACGUACAGAAUGUGUCCAUAUAAUGUGAUUUACAAGUUUAAACGCUACCAUUGAGCAUUUUUAAAAGGGGUAGUCUGUCUGUCUUUACAAUUGGACUUUGUUUAGGGUAGAUAUAGAGAUCAAGAAUUUAUUUGCAGCUUGAACAAAAGAACAUUGAUUGCACUCCAAUACAUGUGUGUGUGUUUUUAUAAUGUAGCAUAUAACUGUUUAUUGGAUGUAUGAAUUUCCCCGGUUUAUGGGAGUUUUUUUUUAGAAUGCUUAAAUCCGUGAUUCGACAGACUACCUAUGAAUUUUACAUUUACCAACCUUCCUUUUAAACCACCCCUCAAUACUAUAAUAGAACAAUACACUGCCUUUUUCUGAUUAUCACAUCUGUGGAAAUGCACUCCGAGAAUGUCUGUCUUCAUUACCUUUUUAAAAACAGAAGUCAUUA
Messenger RNA from Notothenia coriiceps (black rockcod), 1174 nucleotides. It is a transcript of the gene pkia, whose product is annotated as cAMP-dependent protein kinase inhibitor alpha. Bases 123 to 350 code for a protein of 75 amino acids. The transcript has 3 exons. Gene Ontology annotation, molecular function: cAMP-dependent protein kinase inhibitor activity. The record is from RefSeq and is a predicted model, not a curated record. Lineage: Eukaryota; Metazoa; Chordata; Actinopteri; Perciformes; Nototheniidae. Gene Ontology annotation, biological process: negative regulation of protein kinase activity.